AUGGCUUUCGAUGCAGUUAAUAAGUCAAAUGCAUCAUCAAUAGAUGAGUUUGAGAAUUUUGCCAUGGGUGGAGCAAGGACAAAUGCUAGUAGUAGAAAGCCCAAUGUUAACAGUGCUGAGACUAAACAAAACUCGUCAGCUAAGAUAAACAAUGGUAAAAGAGUUCCAGCUGCAAAAGUGAGUCAGUCAAAUGACGUGGAUGAUCUUGAAUCCAUUUUCAGCAUGGCUCGGUCGAGCAGUGUACCAAAGUCAAGGACUCCAACUAUGAACAAAGGGAAACCUGAGGUAUCACCAAGGGUGCCAUCAGGAUCCCCAGCCAGUGUGAUGACACCUCCAGCAAUGACAUCUCUUGAUGACCUGUCACUGAUUUUUGGUGGUUCCCCAUCAUCUAAAUUCCAGGAGGUUGAAGGGGAAACUGAGGAAAGACGAAAAGCAAGAUUAGGACGUCAUCAGAGAUCACAAGAGCGAGCGUUGAAAGCAGUGGCUGAUAUGAACCAGCGUGAUCUUCAAACUAAGAUGGAGCAAGAAGAGAGGCGGAGAAUUGCUGAUAGUGUGGAUCCUCAGAUAAAGCGCUGGUCUGCAGGGAAAGAAGGCAAUAUACGGGCAUUGCUGUCAACAUUACAAUAUGUUCUUUGGCCAGAAUGUGGUUGGCAGCCAGUGUCUCUGACAGACAUGAUUACUUCCGCUGCAGUUAAAAAAGUGUAUAGAAAAGCAACUUUAUAUAUUCACCCAGAUAAAGUCCAACAGAAAGGUUCUACCCUGGAACAAAAGUACAUAGCAGAGAAGGUUUUUGACAUUCUUAAGGAAGCUUGGACCAGGUUCAGUGCAGAAGAGCUUUCUUAG
Sphenostylis stenocarpa is the source of this 843-nucleotide messenger RNA. The record is from the annotation of a GenBank genome assembly. NCBI's taxonomy places the organism in Eukaryota, Viridiplantae, Streptophyta, Magnoliopsida, Fabales, Fabaceae.